AUGUUCGAGACCAGUUCCACUGCACAUUAUGGCGCACCCGGCCUAGGUUACAGCUCGACUGACUCUGUCGCGACAGUCACUGUGAACACAACAAAGAAAGCAUUGCGUAAUACUACCGAGGGCGAAAGUACGACCAUGAGCAGUUCAAGUCUUUUGGACCUGGUCUCCACGGUUACCUCGGCCACGAUGAAGCGAAUGUUUGAGGCCAGUUCAACUGCACAUUAUGACGCACCUGGCCUGACUGACUCUGUCGCACCAGUCACUGUGGAGAAGACGAAGAAAGCAUUGCAUGAAAAUACCGUGGGUGAGGAUGCCACCACGAGUCCUUCCAGCAGCCAACGCCUUGUGUCGGAGUCCGUCAUUGAAUUGAAGGCGAAGGGGUUACAGAAGAGUACAGGCCCCACAGCAGCGACUACCGCAGAAUACGAGACUACCGCAGAGCACAAGACAACCACAGUAUACCCAAGUCAGUUGAAGAUGCCGAUGACGAGACGUGAGUUGGACGGGCUCGAACUCCCUUGGUCCGACUGUCGAUACGCAUUCCGUUCAAAGGAUUAUAAGGAAGAACCUUACCCCCGGAUAAAUGCAGCAAUCGGAAAAUAUCCCUGCGAGGGCAGUGAGGUCAAGUGUCGCGUUAGGGCCGAGGGAGAAAUGCUUGAGCAAUGGAUCAAAUUAAUUGGUUACAAUACGACAGUGCGAGACGUUAUGAGACGGAUGUCUCCGUUCAACACGAAGGACAAACUGUAUGCGACUUAUAAUUGCCAAUACGAAUGCCGUAAGAUGAGACCGGAUCUUGCUUCCGUUAGUAACUUGCGAACUGUGGAAACGGAGCCCACGAGUCCGGAAGAUGCUCUGAAACUGAGAUUGAGCAGACGCGAGUUAAGUAAGCUUCAAUUGCCUUUGGUAGAUUGCGAAAAAUAUCUUAAAGGCGGGUGGCAAAAGUUGCAAGGGACCGGUAGACAUCCGUGUGGCGGUGGAAGCGGAGUGAUGAUGUGUAAAGAAAAGAAUGAGUUCCUCUCUUGUCAUCGUUUUGGUCCCCUGUCGAUGAAUGCUUUCGCAGUGGAGGAUGCGGUCAGACAUUAUUCAUCAAAUGUUGGAGACUGUGUUGUACGUUGCGGUUCAAGAUCCGACGAACGGCGUUCCUUGUGGGAUGAAGCGCACAAGCAUUUGUUCAACACAUUGCCUGGUUAUGAUCCGGAGCGAGCUGGUUAUAGUUCGGAUAAGCCUCCACGAUGGGAUUUCGAAUAUGUGCUGCCCACAUUUUUGCCUGCCGACCGAAGUUGUUCGUCGACUUGUGGUUCUACACUACAACCAUGCGACAAUGUCCACAACUGUGUGUGCCGCGUUGCGCACAGUAAAUGCCAGACCGAGUUCGAAGGCAAGCCCCAAACUGUUGAAUCGUGGGGAUUUGAUACACGCAUGGAGGACGUAUUUAAAAUGCAAUCUGUUCCCGGAGCUAACAUCAAAUCCGGACACCACGAAGCCAAAGACCUCCGUCUCGAUACCUGCCAGAACGACUGCCACGGCGUCCUGUGGUCAUCAGAGAAUGUCUGA
Gregarina niphandrodes is the source of this 1554-nucleotide messenger RNA. RefSeq lists its product as hypothetical. The coding region runs from base 1 to 1554 and encodes 517 amino acids. The transcript has 2 exons. The record is from RefSeq and is a predicted model, not a curated record. Lineage: Eukaryota; Apicomplexa; Conoidasida; Eugregarinorida; Gregarinidae.